Molecule: messenger RNA, 4064 nt
Organism: Phaedon cochleariae (mustard beetle)
Lineage: Eukaryota; Metazoa; Arthropoda; Insecta; Coleoptera; Chrysomelidae
Source: the annotation of a GenBank genome assembly
UGAAUAUCAAUUUAUCAUACAUCUGAAAAUCAUCAGACAGUUUUCUUCUGAUUUUCCUAUCUAAUCGACUUACCCACACCAAACAAAAAAAAUGGAUGGGGACGCUCUUGAAUGAGGCCAAUGCUUACUAUAGACGAGUACCUUUUAGGUACCAGUAUUGUGAUUACGUCAGGUGAAACAGGUCGACAUGCCGAAAUAUAAGGACAUCCUGCCGUUGUUGCUACUGUUCUCUCCAGCUCUUGCUGCAGAAAAUUACCGCUUACCAACGGAUAUCAAACCAACCCAUUACAAGCUCCAUUUAGAAGCUAACCCCGAGGAAUCAAUAUACAGCGGUCAGGUAGAAAUAACUCUGGAGGUUAGCAAGAAAAAUCAAUCUGAGCUGUCCCUUCACGCCCAUUCAAGCUUAAUCACAAUCAGCGACAUCAAGUAUGACGGAAACAUCAGCUGCAGCACGUCUUCAGCCAGUAAUGUCACAGACAUUAUCAGCAUCAGCUGUCCAACACCGUUGGCUUCAGGAAAAACCUUGAACAUCACUUUCAUGGGAACGUUUGCUACUCAAGACAUGUCUGGGUUCUACAAGAGUACGUACGAUGACAAGCAGGUUCUGGUUGCCACUCAGUUUGAGCCUAUUUAUGCCAGGAGAGCCUUCCCUUGUUUCGAUGAGCCUGGCUUCAAGGCUACCUUCGAUAUUUCCAUUACUCAUCCUGUCGCGUAUAAUGUGUUGGCUAAUACUCCUGCUGUUCCAGAGAAAACGACUAUUAGUGGUUCCGAAAAAACAACCGUAUUCAGAACGACACCAAAAAUGUCUACCUACCUAGUCGCCUUCAUAGUAUCCCACUUCGAGCCAGCUCUGAAAUCUCCAGGAAAAUACAACGUAUAUGCCAGACCGAGUGCGAGUCAUACGAUGGGACUGUCUACCAAGUACGGAGAAUAUCUAGUAGAUUCAAUGGGAAAGUGGAUGGGAAUCAGCUAUACCGACCUAGGCGAUCCCCAGGUCGCCCAAGUCGCCAUUCCAGAUUUUGCAGCUGGUGCCAUGGAAAACUGGGGCCUCAUCACUUUCAGAGAAGUGGACCUUCUGGACGAAGGCGACAAAACAUCUAAUUCAGCAAGACAGAGGGUGAUGACGACAAUGGCUCAUGAAAUUGCUCACCAGUGGUUUGGUGAUUACGUCACUCUAGACUGGUGGUCUGACACUUGGUUGAACGAAGGUUUCGCUACGUAUUUCCAGUAUUAUCUAGCCAACUCAGUAGAUAAUGGUACCAUGGAGCUAGAUAAACAAUUCGUUCUUGAAACGUUUCAACCGAUUUUGGAAGAAGACUGUCUCCCUUCAUCUCUGCCACUUUCUAGCCCAGAAAAAGAGAUCAAUUCGUUGGUUGAAAUUAAUAACAAAUUUGAUGGGAUUUCUUAUUCGAAAGGUGGAAGCAUUGUUAGAAUGAUGCAAUUCAUACUGGGAGACACUAUUUUCCAGAAAGGAUUGAAUUCUUAUUUAUCAGCAAAUAAAUACAGCAACACCAGUCCAUCGAUCCUUCUGAAAUACCUCCAGAAUGCUGCUGGUAAAAAUGUACCUGACUUCCAAAACAAGAUGAAAAACUGGAUUCAUACUGCUGGUUUUCCACUACUCACCGUGACGCAAAGUGACGACAAAACAGUCAAUGUCACACAGACAAUUUUCAAUAGAAAUGACACCACUCAAUGGUUUGUCCCCAUAAGCUACACCAAUAGCAGCGAGAAAGAUUUCAGCGUGAAAAUCAAGGGUUGGCUGGAACCAAACAAACCCUUCCAAAUACCCCACAAAAGCUCCGAAUGGUUGAUAAUCAAUCUCCAAGCAAGCGGAUUCUACAGGGUGAACUACGAUAGCCAGCUGUGGGAUAACAUCAUUAAGGCCCUCAAAGGCAAAGAUAAGGAUUCUAUAGACUCCCUGAAUAGGGCCCAACUUAUCAAUGACAUAUUCAAUAUUGCCAAGGUCGGACAAAUUGACUAUGAAAAAGCGUUUGCGUUGGUCCAGUAUUUGAAGGAUGAGACUGACUACUAUGCAUGGGACUCAGCUUUGACAGCGUUCGAGUAUCUGUUGGGAAAGUUGGAUGAGAAAACUGAGAAGCUGUUGAAGAGUAUGAUUCUGGACUUACUGAAUAGCGCUUUUCCUAGUACCACAGAAUAUGUAACACACAUUGAUAAGCUGAAGGAAAAUCUGAUUAGCUCUUGGGCAUGCAAUUUAAAUCAAGAGCAGUGUAUUAGUGACGCGAAAAAAUCUUUCCAGGAAUAUAAAACCAAUUCCAGCUCACUAGAUAACAAUUUGAGAGACGUAGUUUUGUGUUAUGGAUUGAAGAAUAGUGAGAAAGUCACUGACGAUUAUAAUUUCUUGUUGAAUGUAUUCGAAAAAUCCACUUCUCCAGUUGAGCAACAUGCCAUCCUUGUAGCAUUGGGAUGUAUUGAAGAUGAGGAAGUUCUCCUUGAAUAUUUAUCGCUUACAAUCAACAAAACUUCUUCUAUCAGACAACAAGAUUAUUCUACUCUGUUUUCUUCAGUAUACUACAAAAGUAAGAAAGGAUUGAAUGUCGCUUUAUCGUUUUUGGAAGACAAUUUUGAUAAAAUAGAAGAAAGUUAUGGAGGGGUGAACGAGAUUAGCGGAUUGAUUACUGGUUUGGCUGAUAAACUGACGACGGACUCACAAAUAGAGAAGGCAAGUAUCAAAAGAAGUGCGAUUGCUUAGAGAUUCAUAUUCCUACCAAGAGAUUGCUUUCUAGUGUAUUAUAGCAAAUUUCUUGAAUGUGCCUCAUAGUAGGGGAGGCUAAGAGGCUAAAUAGGGAUUUACUCGAGCGUCGUGGGGACGUAUCAGAUUGUGAAGAUCAGAUGCGAUAACGAAAAAAAGUUAAUACAGGGUGUUCCAUUGGGAAACGAAAAUACUUUAACGGUGGAUAGAGGUGACCAAGGUGGUUCUGAAUAUACCAUAUAUUAUCGUUGUGUCUUACAUGUUUCAUUAUCGAGAUAUAGGGUGUUUUAUCAAUUCUGGUCAUUUCUUUAAAGGCUCAUGGCAUACGAACCACCUGGUAUAUUUUUUAAUACACUCAGUUCCAAGAAAAGUGACUCACUUGAUAUUUGACAUAUCUUUAAAAAAAAAUUGUAGGCCGAUUUUCUUUUUUUUUUAUUUGUUGGUAGGUAAUGUCUUUAAAAAAAAUAAGGAGGUGGACAUUUUUUUCAAAGCCUCCUUGAUGGUGGUGAAAUAACUCGAACCAUGAUUUAUUCUUAAUUCUUGACUCACCCUGUAUACUAAACAAAUUUUUACGCUCUCUUCAUUUUUUAAUUCAUUUCGGACUCAUUGUAGGUAGCUCAAUAACUUUCUCACUAUUUAAUUGAUGCAUUAUCCUCGUUUGACAUACUCAGUCAUUUUAAACCUUUUUAUUACGAACGCACCGAUAUGAAAUGUUGUAAAAUCUCAACCUACUAGUGUGACGUCAGCAUCAAGGUAGAGGGGAUAGACUAAGGCCCGGUGAGAUAGAGUAGGCUCUGGGCCCUGAUGUGUCGCGCUCGAAUAAAUCCCGAAAUCCCCACUUGGGCUUCCCUACUAUCAAAUCGACACAUAAAUUGUUGUUUUUCAGUUGACUGGAUUCAUUAAGGGGCACCAAAACAGUGAACAAGUCAAGAUUAUCGGUCAGAAAGCUAUGGAGCUGAUCAAAGCUAACAAAGAUUGGAAAGAUACUUAUAGUAGUCAAAUCAGAAAAGUGUUGUUGACCUAUGAGGGUAGUAGCCCUUCCUGGCUCCCCAGUUUUUCAGUGGUUGCUAUCUCUUUGAUAUUCAUUUGCCUCAACAUGUUUUGAGGUAAACCUACUUUUUCAACUUCAACAAAUAACAGUUGUGUGCUGAGUCUGAUGAGGUUAUGUGAUUCAUCAGAGUUGGCUUUGAGUCUUCAAGAUUCAAGGAAAAUGUAAGAUUUUUAUUGUUAGUGGUCAUUCGUCUUCCAAGUCUUAUUUGCAGGAGAAAAUGAAAAUUUGUAAAUGACAGAUUAUGAGGUUAUGUUAUUUGAUAUUGUAAGACAAUAAGUGUAAUAUACAUAUUAUGUUAGUACC